This is a messenger RNA of Gossypium raimondii (Peruvian cotton), 1246 nucleotides long. RefSeq names its product 30S ribosomal protein S5, chloroplastic. NCBI's taxonomy places the organism in Eukaryota, Viridiplantae, Streptophyta, Magnoliopsida, Malvales, Malvaceae. Gene Ontology annotation, molecular function: structural constituent of ribosome; RNA binding. Gene Ontology annotation, biological process: translation. The transcript has 2 exons. The coding region runs from base 84 to 986 and encodes 300 amino acids. Gene Ontology annotation, cellular component: mitochondrial small ribosomal subunit; ribosome. The record is from RefSeq and is a predicted model, not a curated record.
AUACAUACACAGUUUACUUAUUUUUCUUUUUCAUAAGAUAAGCAUAUUUUUUGGCUUUUCAUUUUGCUCUUUGAGCCUUAUCCAUGGCGGCAACAACAACAGCAAUAGCCUUAACCCUUUCUUCCUUUACCCUUCGUUCUACCAUUCCUUCCAAAACCUUCUUCUUCCCCAAACCCUCAAAACCAAUUUCUCUCCGCCGCACAUUCCGCCCUCUUUCCCUCACACCACAAGCCAAAUCCUCCGACAUCGACACUUCCUUUUUCGACGACGUCAACCCCGAAGAAGACAUCGUUUUCGACCCACCAACACCACCAGAAGGAUUCACCCCACCGCCGUCUUUCGACGAGGGUCCAGAAGAAACGGAAGACGAAAUCGCCGCAGCUUACGAGGAACUAUACGGUCCGGCUUACAGCGGAGUCUCUGUUUUGGGAAACGAUGUGUACGUAAUGGAUUCGAAAGUGAAGAAAUCUAGCGCUUUUGGGAAAGUUAAGAAAGAGAAAGUAAGGGAUGGGUUUGAAGAAAGAGUGGUUCAAGUUAGGAGGGUUACUAAAGUGGUUAAAGGUGGGAAACAAUUGCAUUUUAGAGCUAUUGUUGUUGUGGGUGAUAAACAAGGUCAAGUUGGUGUUGGGGUUGGGAAAGCUAAGGAGGUUAUUGGUGCUGUUCAGAAAUCAGCUGUGAAUGCUAGAAGAAAUAUUAUUACUAUUCCUAUGACUAAGUAUUUGACUUUCCCACAUCGAUCGGAGGGUGAUUAUGGGGCAGCAAAGGUGAUGCUUAGACCUGCAGCACCUGGUACCGGAGUUAUUGCAGGAGGAGCUGUGCGAAUUGUUCUUGAAAUGGCAGGUGUUGAGAACGCAUUGGGCAAGCAACUUGGAAGUAAAAAUGCCCUUAACAAUGCCAGAGCUACGGUUGUUGCUGUGCAGAAAAUGAAGCAGUUCCGAGAAGUUGCUCAAGAACGAGGAAUUCCCAUGGAAGAGCUAUGGAAGUGAUGGUCGUGGAAACAACUUCACCAUUACCCUCAAUUCUCCUCUGCAAAUGUAGAUACAGUACAUGAGGCUUUGGUAAUGUAAGUCAACCAACAAGAUUUGAGCAUCUAUUUAACUUUUCGAUUAUUAAAGUUAUGUUACUCUGAGCUUCUAUUAGAAAUUUUCCAUUUUCUUUUCAUUUCUUGUCUCUGAUGUUUGUAAAAACUGAAUUUCUUGAGAACUUGCCAUCGAUUACUGAAAAAUCAAGUCCCUUUUGUAGGCAA